This is a messenger RNA of Misgurnus anguillicaudatus (oriental weatherfish), 1897 nucleotides long. RefSeq names its product uridine-cytidine kinase 2b (gene uck2b). Gene Ontology annotation, molecular function: ATP binding; kinase activity. The record is from RefSeq and is a predicted model, not a curated record. NCBI's taxonomy places the organism in Eukaryota, Metazoa, Chordata, Actinopteri, Cypriniformes, Cobitidae.
GGAGGGGCGAUGAGGGUAGAAUAGCGGCACAUACGCGUUUACUUCCACUACAAGCAUGGCUGGCGGCAGUGAAACAGAUCUUAAUGGCAGAGAGGAGAACGGCCAUACCGUACGAGAGCCUUUCCUCAUCGGUGUGUCCGGAGGCACCGCCAGUGGAAAGUCUUCAGUAUGUGAGAAGAUCAUGGAGCUGUUGGGCCAGAAUAAAAUUGACCAUCAUCAACGCCAGGUGGUUAUCCUGAGUCAAGACAGCUUUUACAAGGCACUUACACCUGAACAGAAGGCCAAAGCACUCAAGGGCCAGUUUAACUUUGAUCACCCAGAUGCUUUUGACAGUGAACUUAUCAUGAAGACCCUGCAUGAUAUCCUUCAGGGAAAGACGUUGCACAUCCCUGUGUAUGACUUUGUUACCCAUUCCAGGAAGGAUGAGUUUGUGACCGUAUACCCAGCAGAUGUGGUUCUGUUCGAGGGGAUUCUCAUGUUUUACUCGCAAGAGAUUCGAGACCUGUUUCAAAUGAAGCUGUUUGUGGACACCGACCCCGACACGAGACUUUCACGAAGAGUGUUGCGGGACAUCAGUGAGAGAGGCAGAGAGUUGGAGCAGGUUUUGACCCAGUACAUUACCUUUGUAAAGCCAGCUUUUGAGGAGUUCUGUCUUCCAACCAAAAAGUAUGCAGAUGUCAUCAUCCCUCGUGGAGCUGACAACCUUGUGGCUAUUAACCUGAUCGUGCAGCAUAUUCAGGAUAUCCUGAAUGGAGGAUUCACUAAACGACAGAAUGGUUCAGUAAACGGCCAUGGAACUCCCAGACAAAGAAAGACAUCGGAGUCCAGUAGACCUCACUGACCUCACUGUGGCCCUUCCCUCUAUUGAGGAGAGGGCAGGACUGACUAAUAGCUGUGGGCAUUCCUUUUGUCCAGUGAAAAAUGAGGGGUGAAUGACUUUUUAAUUUAAUUUUUUCAGAGGGUUAUGAAGGUGCUGUGUUUUUGGAAGGUUUAAUUCCACGCUCAGUCUUUCCUGUCAGUGUGUCUAUCCGCUUUCUCAGCUACUCAGAAAAUAAAAGAAUAUGGAAUUUUGUUUUUGGUCCGACUAAAAGUAGAGACACCUUUUAUCACAGUACCAUUGGCACAAAUACUUGAAGUCUGAGCUCAGGUUGGGUAGGUUUUCCAUCUGCAAAAAAAACAAACAAACCCUAGUACCUCAUAUAUGAGGCCCUUUAUAUGUGUGAGAGUUGAGAGAGAGACUGCAUGUGAUUGUGUAAAGAUGACAGUAUGGUAGACUAGAAUGUAUGUUACAUUCUGAUUAUUAUUAUCAUGAUGCGCUAGUUUCUAGUUAAAUCUCAACUUUGUUACAUGAUUAUUUUUUAAAUAAUCAUAGUGUUUUGUUCUGUACAUGAUAUGACGCAAUUUGGCAUUUUUGUAAGUGAUUUAAAAGUGUUACAUGGGUUAUAGAAAACUCCUUCUUAGUGUUAGAAGAAAUUAUCCAAUGUUUUAGAUACAAUAUGUUAGUUUGCCAUUUUAUGGUAAACUUUUGCCAAAGUUAUACCAGUAGUGUGUUCAGUUACCAUACGAUAGCCCACAUCUAAUUAUACAUUAUGGGUUAUUUUUCCUGAUAUUAAAUUGUCAUGUGUAACGUAAAAUACCUCUGAGAAUACAGUGAUCUUCAACACUAAUAUAUAUAUACAACGCAUUUAAAUGAACUGUAUUUAGCACGUAAACCAUGCUUUAACACUGGGAAUUACUUGAAGCAUAUUUUAUUAAGUGGUUAAAAUGCCCCUCGCACUCAUGUGAUCCGUUUUUGUACCUUGAAUUUUUACCAGAUGACCUCUUUUUGGUAAUGCAGUUGGUUAUGUUGACAGGUAAUUUGUUAUGGUGAGAAUCAAAUAAAAUGAUUAAAAAUAAA